Messenger RNA from Microdochium trichocladiopsis, 457 nucleotides. RefSeq lists its product as uncharacterized. Lineage: Eukaryota; Fungi; Ascomycota; Sordariomycetes; Xylariales; Microdochiaceae. The record is from RefSeq and is a predicted model, not a curated record. Bases 192 to 455 code for a protein of 87 amino acids. The transcript has a single exon.
CGUGCUUUAUAUGUGUUUUUCACAUAACUAAGGUCUGGAUCAUGUUGCUCGCAUCACGAUAAACAAGACGACACUUUCAAAACACGCAGCAAGAAGGAACGAGCUGAUGUUUGUGGCGUAGACUUCAGCAGCUGAGGUCUGCAAGUCUUGCCAUCCCUAGCUAGGGCUACUGCCCAAUCUCGUGCUCGCGAAUGCGUGCAAGAUGCAUCGCCCUAGUCGGUUGCAGCUUAGUGCUCAUUGUACCAUGCAUGCAGUCUUCAGCUGCUUUGGCGGUGUCAGCCAGCCACACACAACGCAUUGGGUCUCCACCGCUCGCAGUGCAGCUUGCUAGCGCGGGAAAACGCAACGAGAGUCGGCUGCCGCAGUCUCUCCAUACAAAGAGACCAUCGUGCGACUGCCGAGCCCGGGGGCUCGCCCUGAACGAACGUGUCAGAAACAAACUGUCGUUACCAUAGGC